GGACACCGGGGCCCGGGAGCCGGGGGGGCGGACGCCAGAUGGAGCACGCCGACUCGGAACCCAGGACCGCCGGGAUGAGGAAAGGACGGGCGGGAACUGCAGCCGGGUCAGGGACUAGGCAGCCAGGCUGCGCCUUAGCGCAGAGAUAGUCCUGGGGUGCCCGACUUCGCUGCUCCGUCUGUGGCUCGUUUUUCUUGAAGCCCGGCCCCGUCGGGCUGUAUCCUUAACCCGGAUCCUCCGUUUACUCGCUUCCCUGCGCGCGCCGCACUCCUCGGCGGGACCCGAGCGCAGCGGAGACUGUUGCCCAGCGCAGAGGCUACAAGCCCGGCCCGGCCCCGAACUUGGGUGCGCACUUCCCGACGCCUCUCGUCCGCGCUUGUGGUCUGUGCGGGAGGUCCCCCAGAGGGCGCUCCGAGCAGGGACUCCGGGCGGGGGCUUCAGGUCCUCCACGCGCCUGAGGCGGGCGCCGUCCGCGGAGAGGGAGCAGGUGCAUGCUGGACCUUAAGGCAAAUCUUGAGUCCCGCCAUCAGUAUCACAGAAGAGGCCUCCUGGACUAAGGGCCAAAUAAGAAGAUGGGACCAUAAGGCAAAAGCCGCGGCGAAGAUGUCUUAAGCGCAGGAGAGUCAGGAUUAGGUUUGUGCUGGAAAUAGGCUCUGGCGUGGAGACACCCACACCUGAGGUCUGGUGAGCGGCUACUCCAUGACACCCCCAACCCUGAACAUCACGGAGGAGGUGCAUGUCAUCGACACCAGUGACAGCUUGUCCAUCUCCUGCAGGGGGCAGCACCCCCUAGAGUGGGCCUGGCCAGGGUCACAAGAGACACUGGCUACAGAGGACAAGGACAGCGAGGACACAGGGGUCGUGAGAGAGUGUGAGGGCACAGACACCAGGCCCUACUGCAAGGUUCUGCUGCUGCACGAGGCACACGCCAACAACACGGGCAGCUACCGCUGCUACUACAAGUACAUCAAGGCCCGCAUCGAGGGCACCACAGCCGCCAGCACCUACGUAUUCGUGAGAGACUUCAAACAGCCGUUCAUCAACAAGCCCGACACACUCCUGGUCAACAGGAAGGACUCCAUGUGGGUGCCCUGCCGGGUGUCCAUCCCCGGCCUCAACAUCACACUUCGUUCGCAAAGCUCAGUACUAUGGCCAGAUGGGCAGGAGGUGGUGUGGGAUGACCGGCAGGGCAUGCGGGUGCCCACACCGUUACUGCGAGAUGCCCUGUACCUGCAAUGUGAGACCACCUGGGGCGGCCAGGACUUCCUUUCCAACCCCUUCAUCGUGCAUAUCACAGGCAACGAGCUCUAUGACAUCCAACUGUUCCCCAAGAAGUCGCUGGAGCUGCUAGUCGGGGAGAAGCUGGUCCUGAAUUGCACUGUAUGGGCUGAGUUCAACUCAGGUGUCACCUUUGACUGGGACUAUCCAGGGAAGCAGGCAGAGCGGGGGAAGUGGGUGCCUGAGCGGCGCUCCCAGCAGACGCACACAGAGCUCUCCAGCAUCCUGACCAUCCUCAACGUCAGCCAGCACGACCUGGGCCCAUACGUGUGUGAGGCCAACAACGGCGUGCAGCGAUUCUGGGAGAGCACCGAGGUGAUCGUGCAUGAAAAGCCCUUCAUCAGCGUUGAGUGGCUCAAGGGACCCAUCCUGGAGGCCACGGCAGGAGAUGAGCUGGUGAAGCUUCCCGUGAAGCUGGCAGCGUACCCCCCACCAGAGUUCCAAUGGUAUAAGGACAGAAAAGCAGUAUCUGGACGCCACAGUCCACAUGCCCUGGUGCUCAAGGAGGUGACAGAGGCCAGUGCUGGCAUCUACACCCUCGCCCUGUGGAAUUCUGCAGCUGGCCUGAGGCGCAACAUCAGUCUGGAGCUGGUAGUGAAUGUGCCCCCCCACAUCCAUGAGAAGGAGGCCUCCUCCCCCAGCAUCUACUCCCGCCACAGCCGCCAGGCCCUCACCUGCACCGCCUACGGGGUGCCCCCACCUCUCAGUGUCCAGUGGCGCUGGCGACCCUGGACACCCUGCAAGACGUUUGCCCAGCGCAGCCUCUGGCGGCAGCAGCGGGACCUCAUGCCACAGUGCCACGACUGGAAGGAGGUGACCACACAGGAUGCCGUAAACCCCAUCGAGAGCCUGGACACCUGGAAUGAGUUUGUGGAAGGGAAGAAUAAGACUGUAAGCAAGCUGGUGAUCCAGGAUGCCAACGUGUCUGCCAUGUACAAGUGUGUGGUCUUCAACAAGGUGGGCCAGGAUGAGCGGCUCAUCUACUUCUAUGUGACCACCAUCCCCGACGGCUUCAGCAUCGAAUCCGAGCCCUCUGAGGAGCCCCUAGAGGGCCAGCCUGUGCGUCUGAGCUGCAGAGCAGACAACUACACUUACGAGCAUCUGCGCUGGUACCGCCUCAAUCUGUCCACGCUGCACGAUGCACAAGGGAACCCGCUGCUGCUUGACUGCAAGAACGUGCACCUGUUCGCCACCCCGCUGGCUGCCAGCCUAGAGGAGCCGGCUCCUGGGGCGCGCCACGCCACGCUCAGCCUGAACAUCCCCCACGUGGCACCGGAGCACGAGGGCGACUAUGUGUGCGAGGUGCAGGACAGGCGCAGCCACGACAAACACUGCCAUAAGAAGUACCUGUCAGUGCAGGCCUUAGAAGCCCCUCGGCUCACGCAGAACCUGACCGACCUCCUGGUGAACGUGAGUGACUCGCUGGAGAUGCGGUGCCUAGUAGCCGGAGGACACGUACCCAGCAUCGUGUGGUACAAAGACGAGAGGCUACUGCAGGAAGAGUCUGGAAUCGACCUGGCGGACUCAAACCAAAAGCUGAGCAUCCAGCGCGUGCGCGAGGAGGACGCGGGACGCUACCUGUGCAGCGUGUGCAAUGCCAAGGGCUGCGUCAACUCCUCGGCCAGCGUGGCAGUGGAAGGCUCCGAGGAUAAAGGCAGCAUGGAGAUCGUGAUCCUCGUCGGCACCGGCGUCAUCGCAGUAUUCUUCUGGUUGCUCCUCCUCCUCAUCUUCUGUAACUUGAGGAGGCCGGCGCACGCAGACAUCAAGACGGGCUACCUGUCCAUCAUCAUGGACCCCGGGGAGGUGCCUUUGGAAGAGCAGUGUGAAUACCUGGCCUAUGACCACAGCCAAUGGGAGUUCCCCCGGGAGCGGCUGCACCUCGGGAGAGUGCUCGGUCACGGCGCCUUCGGGAAAGUGGUAGAAGCCUCAGCUUUUGGCAUCAGCAAGGGCAGCGUCUGUGACACCGUGGCCGUGAAAAUGCUGAAAGAGGGAGCCACCGCCAGCGAGCACCGCGCCCUGAUGUCAGAGCUCAAAAUCCUAAUUCACAUCGGUAACCACCUCAACGUGGUCAAUCUCCUGGGGGCGUGCACCAAGCCCAACGGCCCCCUCAUGGUGAUCGUGGAGUUCUGCAAGUAUGGCAACCUUUCCAACUUCUUGCGCGCCAAGCGAGAGGCCUUCCACCCCUAUGCGAACUCACCGGAGAGGCGAAGGCGGUUCUGCGCCAUGGUGGAGGGCCCCAAGGAGGAUCAGAGGAGGCUGGAGAGCCCCGACAGAACCAUUCUCUCACGGUUCCUCGUGGGCAAGGGCGUAGCGGGGCGGGCUGCUCCCAACCAGGAAGCUGAGGACCUGUGGCUGAGCCCCCUGACCAUGGAAGACCUUAUCUGCUACAGCUUCCAGGUGGCCCGAGGGAUGGAGUUCCUGGCCUCACGAAAGUGCAUCCACAGAGACCUGGCUGCUCGCAACAUCUUGCUGUCUGAAAGCAAUGUGGUGAAGAUCUGUGACUUUGGCCUUGCCCGAGACAUCUACAAAGACCCUGACUAUGUCCGCAAGGGCAGCGCCCGGCUGCCCCUGAAGUGGAUGGCCCCUGAGAGCAUCUUUGACAAGGUGUAUACCACACAGAGCGACGUGUGGUCCUUUGGGGUGCUGCUAUGGGAGAUCUUCUCCCUAGGGGCCUCCCCAUACCCUGGGGUGCAGAUCAACGAGGAGUUCUGCCAGCGGCUGAAGGACGGCACCCGGAUGAGGGCCCCAGAGCUGGCCACUCCUGCCAUACGCCACGUCAUGCUGAGCUGCUGGUCUGGAGACCCCAAAGCGAGGCCUGCAUUCUCAGAGCUGGUGGAGAUCCUGGGGGAUCUGCUGCAGGUCGGGGACCAGCAGGAGGAAGAGGACCAUAUGGCCCUGUGUGACUCUCAGAGCUCAGAGGAAGGCAGCUUCCUGCAGGCAUCCACCACUGCCCUGCAUGUCACUGACACUGAUGCCGAUGACAGUCCUCCAAGCCUGCACUGUCACAGCCUGGCUGCCAGAUAUUACAAUUGUGUGUCCUUUCCUGGGUGCCUGGCCAGAGGGAUUCAGACCCAAGGUCCCUCCCGGAUGAAGACGUUUGAAGAAUUCCCCAUGACCCCAACAACCUACAAAGCCUCUGUGGACAACCAGACAGACAGUGGGAUGGUGCUGGCCUCAGAGGAGUUUGAACAGAUAGAGCACAGGCAACGACAAGGAGGCAGGUUCAGCUGUAAAGGACUUGAUGUGGAUGUGACCAGGGCACACCCUGACCCCCAAGGGAGGUGGCAGACGCCUGACCGGGGGGCCCAAGGAGGCCAGGUGUUUUACAACAGCGAGUACGGGGAGCUGUCCCAGCCAUGCAAGGAGGAUGACUACACCCCACCUGCCCGAGCGCCCUUCUUCACAGACAGCAGCUACUAAGGCAGCACUGGACCAGGGCCCUCUGCUCUCUGCUGACCCGGGGCUACAACAGUGGGGGGCCACAGCCCAGGCCAGCAGAGAGCUGGAGACCCAGGUUGGAAACUCAUCUCAUUUAGCUCUGGCCACAGAGGAGCUCCCACUUCCUUCUCCGCAGCCUCCCCAGCUAGGAGAGCAGGACUCCAGGCUCAGGGUACCACGUCUGCCCAGGGCCACCCUGCAGAGCCCUCCGGCCCCAUUUCCCUGUCAGACUCACAUGCCAUUAAGGUUGGUGCUCACAGGUGUGGCCCUGGGCUAGGUACCUGCACAGAAAAUGUCCCCUAGGUUACCUCCUUUCAGCACAACGAAUGGAUGGCAGCCACAAUCUCCCACCCCCACCCAAAACACUGCCCUGUCCACAGGCAAACACAGCUGCCCUCCCUGCUUUCUUCAUCACCACUCCCAAAAGGCUGAAGGGAGUUACUAUGUUUCCUUCUCAAAGCAACAAGUGAUGAAUCUGGAGGUUCCUUCCUUAGCCCACCCACAUAGCUAACUGUCCCAUGGGGCAGCCGUCUGUACAUGAUGGACUAGUUCCAGAAUAAAUCAGCAACCUUGACCCUGAGUGUUGAGAAGGACCCUUCAGUGGGUCUUUUUCAUUAGAACUUUGGAGACUAUUUCAGCUGCUGUGAACAGUUUCCUUUUCAAAAUUCAGUCUGAAAGGAGCCCAGGGACACUGUUACUAAAUCUAGACAAUUCUUGACCCCAGUCAGGGAUCAUCAGGGUAGACACUCACUGGAGAAGGCCCCCAGCCCUACCUGCCUGGCUCAGCAUUGGAAGAAUCAGGUGAUGGUCUAGAGCUGCCCUGCUUGGUUCUAUCAUCUGGGGCACCUGCCACAGUGGUUGUUGUGAGAUAAGCACUGAGUUCCACCAAGGAGGCCCUUAGGGCUGGCAAGAGGGCCUACCGGGCACUGUACAGUGCUACUCAGCAACUAGUGGGUGUUCUUGGGGUCCUGGCUGGCCCUGGCUCAUGCCUGACAUGGGUACCCUAGCAGGUCAAGCCUCUGCCCUCACAGGGGAACAGCCAGAGACCCCUCUAAAGGCUGAGGCCAUCCUGCCCAGGCCUCCCCCGACUAGGAGAAAGACCCUCCACCUGUUAGUUCCUGGAGACUGAACGCCCCCCCAAGCCCCAGCCCCACCCUGACAGACACCUGCAGGACAGGUGGCAGCAUGCUAGCAGGGGCUUGCUCAGCAGACUCCAGUGCAGUGUUAUUCCAUGUAGGUUCCAUGGAUAUAUGACUGUAAUCCUUGUCCCCUGGGUCCCGUCCCCUCCCUCUGCACUUCAUUUGGCUAUGGGACUUUCGUCUCAGGCCAUCCCUGUGGAAGUCCCGGACUGCUGUUGCACAGAGGACCCAAGUGGGGUGUGGAGGGUCCCGCCCUGCUGGCUUGCGGACCACUUUUGUCAUCUCUUCUCCUGUCAUGUAACUCACCCAAACAUGUACUGAGGAAGAAAAUCUACGCCUUUGUAGUAGAAAAUGUUCUCUGAAAAUAUCGAAUAUAUUUAACAAGAGAUAAUAAUAAAUUUGAU
Nycticebus coucang (slow loris) is the source of this 6259-nucleotide messenger RNA. It is a transcript of the gene FLT4, whose product is annotated as fms related receptor tyrosine kinase 4. Lineage: Eukaryota; Metazoa; Chordata; Mammalia; Primates; Lorisidae. Bases 700 to 4698 code for a protein of 1332 amino acids. The transcript is spliced from 30 exons. The record is from RefSeq and is a predicted model, not a curated record. Gene Ontology annotation, biological process: protein phosphorylation; cell surface receptor protein tyrosine kinase signaling pathway; multicellular organism development. Gene Ontology annotation, molecular function: transmembrane receptor protein tyrosine kinase activity; ATP binding. Gene Ontology annotation, cellular component: signaling receptor complex.